AUUGUCCAGGCGUUUGUAAUUAAUGUGCAGUUGAUUGUAGAUACAUGGCAUCAUAGAGACGUUAUCGGAACAUGAAAGUCUCUUUAACUUGUAUGAAGGCAUCAGGUUGCAGUUUAUGCAAUAUGUGAAUCUGCAUGAAAUUGUUGCCUUUUGAGUACCAGAAAGGUCUGACAAUAAUAUAAUCAAGAAAUCAUAAAGUCAGCUAUACAGCUUUAAGGUCCAUAUUGAGGAAUCAUGUCACAGUCAUUGUUAUCAGACUUAAAAAGAUUCAGGUACCAGAAAAGACCAACUGAAUCUGCUGGGGAUGCAUCUCAGGGGAUGGGCCAGGAACCUAGCACUGCAACAGAGCCCUCAGAGUGCGGUCUGACCAGCCCUGUGAUCGGCCGCCGUCGUGUCAGCUCGUGCCACAGCGCCGACGGCGACAGUCCUGUCCGACGACGUCGCAUCAGCUCUUGCCACAGCGGCGAUGGUGACAUGCUUGUUGUCAAGAAGAGGCCGGCUAAGCGGUGCGUGCUGAGCGAUUCGGAGGAUGACGGGGAGGAGGAGGAGAAGGAGAAGGAGCCGGAGCCGGCGCCGGCGCCGGACCCGGAACCGACCUGUCCGUCUGCCCCCGAUAGUCCCCGCGCGAUCGACCGCAACCUGGCCUUCAUGCAGGAGGCCUUCCCCGAUGCAGACGCCAUGGAGCUGCAGGACUGUCUGGCGCAGCACGGGUGGUGCCUGGAGCCAGCCAUGGCGGCUCUGGUGGAGAAGGCCGGUGACCGGAGUCCUGAGACGGCGCCCCAGCCGGCCGCGGCCGCCGCCAGGCCGGCGGUCAAGCGGCGCCGGCUGGUCCUGCUCGAGUCGGACAGCAGCGACGAGGACGGCAAGCCCGCCGCGCCGGCCAGCAACGGCCUCCAGAACGGCGCCGCCAGAGCGGCGACGAACGGGCUCCCGAAAUCGAAACCGAAGCCGAAGCCGGCUCGACGGCCGCCCUCUGAAGCGGCGGCAGCGGACGACAGCGACGACGAGGAUUUCGAGGCAAAGUGCGUCGUCUACAUGAGUGACAGCGACGACGACGAGGACGAGGCGGCCGGCGGCGGCCGGCGGCGGCCCGACGGGCUGCGGCUGGCCGCCGACCGUCGCCUGGUGGUGCAGUACCUGGACUCGGCCACCACCGACGAGCUGGCCUGCAUCAACGGCUGCAGCCGCAAGAAGGCAGAGCUGAUCGUCCAGCAGCGACCGUUCGCCGACUGGUCGGCCGCGCUGGCCCGUUUUAUGGGCCUGAAGGGCCUGAACCCGCAAAUGUUGAACGCCACGCUGCGAGUGCUGCGCAUGCGCCAGAUGCUGGACCGGCUGCUGCAGCGGUGCGGCGACAUCGCGCUGAAGCUGAAGGCGCGGGUGGCCGAGCUGGUGCAGGGCCGCGCCGACCAGGACAAGAUCACCGAGCAGCCCUCCAACCUCAACUCCGAGAUGCGGCUGUCUCCAUACCAGCUGAUCGGCCUCAGCUGGCUCAUCAUCAUGUUCAAGGAGGGGCUGAACGCGGUGCUGGCAGAUGAGAUGGGCCUCGGCAAGACGAUCCAGGCCAUCUCUUUCCUGGCGUACCUGCAGCAGCAGAACGCCGCCUGGAAGUACCUGGUGGUGGUGCCGUCCUCCACGCUCGACAACUGGGUGCGGGAGCUGUCGGUGUGGUGCCCCUCGCUCUCGGUGGUGGAGUACCGCGGCUCGCUGGAACAGCGCCGCGACCUGCGGCAACUGCUGCUGCGCGAACAGCACGACUGGCAGGUGGUCGUCACCACGUACAAUACGGUGGCCAGCUCCCCGGAGGACAGGAUGCUCUUCAGAAACCUCAGCUUCAAGUACAUUGUGUUCGACGAGGCGCAUAUGCUGAAGAACAUGGGCUCCAAACGAUACACGAAUCUCAUGAGGCUGAUCGGGGAGCACCGGCUACUGCUGACGGGCACGCCGCUGCAGAACAAUUUGCUGGAGCUGAUGUCGCUACUGGUGUUCGUCAUGCCGCACAUGUUCGGCAAGUUCCGACAGUCGCUUCAGACCAUGUUCGAGGUGAUCCCGAAGGCGUCCGGUCAGGAGAGUCGCUCCUCGUACGAGGCGGCGCGCAUCAGUGAGGCCAAACGCAUCAUGUCGCCGUUCUUCCUGCGGCGGCUGAAGCGGGACGUGCUGGUCGACCUGCCGGCUAAGCGCGAGGAGGUGCGGCGGAUAGCCAUGACGGCCGGCCAGGCAGCCAAGUACCGCCAGCUGCGAGACAACUUCGUCCGUGAGACCUCCGACAAGCUGCGGGGCUCGGCGGCUGACGUCUCCCAGACCGGCAUCGGCCUCGUCAUGUCGAUGCGGAAGCUGGCCAACCACCCGCUGCUGCUGCGCCACUACUACGACGACGCCAAGCUCCGAGAGAUCACCAAAAUCUUCGUUGCGAUGCCUGACCACGAGCACAAAGAGGAGGCGCUGGUGUUGGAAGACCUAACAUACAUGAGUGACUUCGAGAUUCACCAGACUUGCAAGCUCUAUCCGCGGCUGCGCGGCCACCAGCUGCCGGACCAGCUGAUCCUGGACUCGGGCAAGUGCGCGGCACUGGACCAGCUGCUGCCGCAGCUGAAGCGCGACGGCAGCCGCGUCCUACUCUUCAGCCAGUUUGUCAUCAUGCUGGACGUGCUGGAGGCGUACCUGCGGCUCCGCGGACACAAGUACUGCCGCCUGGACGGCCAGACGGCGGUGACCGACCGGCUGGAGCUGAUCGACAAGUACAACUCUGAGAGAGACAUAUUCGUGUUCCUGCUCUCGACGCGCGCGGGCGGCCUAGGCAUCAACCUGACCUCGGCAAACGUGGUCAUCCUGCACGACGUCGACUUCAACCCGCACAAUGACCGUCAGGCGGAGGACCGCUGCCACCGGAUCGGUCAGACCAGGGAGGUGCAGGUCAUCAAGCUGAUUUGCGCCAACUCCAUCGACGAGUGUAUGCUGCAGGUCGGCCAGGAGAAGCUCAGCCUGGACAGAGACAUCAGCGGCGGCACAGACGCGCCGGGCGAGGCGGAGGAUCCACGAGACGUGCGUCACCUGCUGGAGCUGGCGCUCGCGUGCGGCGACGGCUGACGCUCGACCGCCCUAGGCACCCCGCGAGCGCUGGCGCCGCCCG
Molecule: messenger RNA, 3127 nt
Organism: Pollicipes pollicipes
Lineage: Eukaryota; Metazoa; Arthropoda; Thecostraca; Pollicipedomorpha; Pollicipedidae
Product: SWI/SNF-related matrix-associated actin-dependent regulator of chromatin subfamily A containing DEAD/H box 1 homolog
Exons: 20
Coding region: 235-3084 (949 amino acids)
Molecular function (GO): ubiquitin binding; ATP binding
Source: RefSeq, a predicted model, not a curated record